Octopus bimaculoides (California two-spot octopus) is the source of this 840-nucleotide messenger RNA. Its product is annotated as magnesium-dependent phosphatase 1. The record is from RefSeq and is a predicted model, not a curated record. Gene Ontology annotation, molecular function: acid phosphatase activity. NCBI's taxonomy places the organism in Eukaryota, Metazoa, Mollusca, Cephalopoda, Octopoda, Octopodidae.
CGUUCUUUGUAUGUAAUUGAACAAUAAAUGUAAUAAUUAAACUGUAUAACUCGUUGUGUUAUCUCUGCGAGUCACCCGAGGGAAACAUAACAUAUACUGACCAAUUUUUAAUCCCAAAGAUGAUGCAACGGUAGAAAACGAUGAUGCAAUACUUGCAAUGCAAUGAAACAGAUUAUACUUUGUGGCCUUUCUGGGUUGACACACAUGUUUCGCCACCUUUUGAAUUAAGGAAGGAUAAAGUAUAUGAUUCCCUUGGAGACCACGUGAAACAUUACCCUGAAGUUCCAGAGGUGUUGCAGUCCCUUCAAAAUGAAGGUUAUAAGCUUGGUGUUGCUUCCAGAACAUGUGCAAUUAAAAGUGCAAAGCAGUUGAUGGAUUUAUUUAACUGGAGUAAAUAUUUUGAAUUUUCUGAGAUUUAUCCAGGAGAAAAAACAAUUCAUUUUUCCCAGUUUCAGAAACACAGCAACAUCCCAUAUGAAGAUAUGUUAUUCUUUGAUGAUGAAGGGAGGAAUGUAACAGCUGUUGGUAACAUAGGUGUAACAGCAAUUCAUGUACACAAGGGCACUGGAGUUACUAAAGAAGUGAUGAAAGAAGGACUAAAAAAAUUUGCUGAAAACAAGAAAAAAGCUGCAUCCUAGCUAGCCUUUUAUGAAAAUCUUCUGUAACUGUUUCUAUUAUUUAAUGUUAGACUUUUGCAAAAUCCUUUCAUCCUGUUUUUAUACACAAAAAUGAAGGAUUACUGUAACACAACCAACCUGAUCAGACCUUAACAUAUGUUUUCAGUUUUUAAGAAAUAUUUAUUAUUUAAAAGAAUAAAUUUAACUUUUAAGAUGCAAUGAA